Molecule: messenger RNA, 1581 nt
Organism: Saccoglossus kowalevskii
Lineage: Eukaryota; Metazoa; Hemichordata; Enteropneusta; Harrimaniidae
Product: 2-(3-amino-3-carboxypropyl)histidine synthase subunit 2-like
Biological process (GO): protein histidyl modification to diphthamide
Molecular function (GO): 2-(3-amino-3-carboxypropyl)histidine synthase activity
Source: RefSeq, a predicted model, not a curated record
GGAACUCCACUCGAUGCCAAAUACUAGUAUGUUCCCAGCUCUCGUGAAUAUUUGAUAUUUUCAAACUCAGCGCUUCAAAGAAACAGCAUGUCAACGAGUACAGCGGCAUUCAGCAGUGAUUGGGUAGGAGUGAUACAAAGAACUGUUGAAGUGGAGAAUUCUAUGAAAACUGCUGAUACUGAAUUACAGGAUAAAUAUGAAAUCUGUCGAUGUAUUGAAUUCAUAAAAAGUGGGAAAUAUCAAAAGGUUGCCCUACAAUUUCCAGACCAUUUAUUGGUGGAUUCUGUAGCUAUAGCAACUGAAUUGGAAAAAAAUACUGGUGCUAAAUUGUUUGUGCUUGGAGAUACUUCCUAUGGAAGCUGUUGUGUUGAUGAAAUUGCUGCCCAACAUGUCAAUGCUGACUGCAUUAUACAUUUUGGUAGAUCAUGUUUAAGUCCAACACGUCGUCUUCCAGUCUUGUAUGUUUUUGGCCGUCAAGAAGUUGAUAUCGACCAUUGCUCGUCAGUUUUCAACAAACUUAUUGAAGAUACAAGUACGCAUUUAGUGGUUAUGUAUGACGUGGUGUAUUCCCAUAUUAUUAGUUUACUUGAAGCGAAGUUAUCACAUAUAUACUCCAACAUGGUCAUAAGCAAAUUUAAAUACGAAAAUAAUUCAACCGAAAAAGACAAUUAUAAUGGUGGGACUGAACCAAAUUUGGUUACAGAUGAUAUCCAAACUUUUACAAUAUCUGGUAGACAAGUAAGUCUGUCUCCAGGGAAGCAAAUCGCAGAUUACAUCAUCCUUUAUAUUGGAGGAGAGAGUCUAACGUUAACAAACCUUAUGAUGUCAUUGAAUAGGUGUACUUUUUUCACCUAUGACCCCCAAACCAGAAGAGGUCAACAAGAAACUCUGAAUAUCAACAAAGCUUUAAUGAGGAGGUAUUACCUGAUUGAAAAAGCUAAAGAUGCUAGAGUUGUCGGCAUCGUAGCUGGUACACUGGGCGUGGCUGACUACAUGAAUGGAAUCAGCAGAGUGAAACAACUUGUCAAGAAAGCUGGAAAGAAAAGCUAUACGUUUGUGAUGGGAAAGAUUAACAUUGCCAAGAUGGCAAACUUUAUGGAAGUUGAUGUGUUUGUUUUGAUAUCCUGUCCAGAAAAUAGCCUGAUUGACUCGUCUGAAUUCUAUAAACCUAUUGUGACACCGUUUGAAAUGGAGAUUGCAUGCAAUCAAGCUAGAGAGUGGACAGGGGACUACGUGACAGAUUUUAGGCAGCUGUUACCAGGUGGUGACAACUUUAUUGAGAUGCCAAGUGAUGAUGUGUCUGGUAAUCUGGAAACUGACGUGUCACUGAUAACAGGUGGUAUACGGAGAAUGGGGGAAGAAAAAGAUGAUAUAGCCGUCAGUAGUAGUGCCAUAGUCAAACGUGAUGAUGUUUUAACUGUAUCUACAGUUCAUGCUACCAGUGCUGAGUAUUUAUCCUCCCGAUCAUGGCAAGGUUUAGAACAGCGACUCGGAGAGACGUCUGUGAGUCAAGCCAUUGAAGGUCAAAAAGGUAUCGCCUCUGGGUAUGCAAAUGAGAAGAGUUCUUCCAAAGAGACAUGA